Medioppia subpectinata is the source of this 1128-nucleotide messenger RNA. Lineage: Eukaryota; Metazoa; Arthropoda; Arachnida; Sarcoptiformes; Oppiidae. The record is from the annotation of a GenBank genome assembly.
AUGCUAUGCCAUUCAAGGUUCUAUCACUUACGGUCUAAACUGCCUCCCGGACCGCAUCCACUGCCACUCAUUGGCAAUAUUUUACUAUUCAAACGGAAAGAUCAUUGGGAUGUAGUGUUCAGAGAACUGGCCAAACAAUACGGCCCGGUAUUCACCUUUUGGUUCUUCAAUAGACCACAAGUUGUUGUGACGGACGUAGAGAUGGCGAGAGAGACCUUCAAGAAGAAUGACUUCGCCGGCAGAGACAUGUCAUAUAUUGCGCAUCUAUUGUCUAAUGAUAAGCACUCGGACGUAGUAUUUGCCGAUUACGGGCACAGAUGGGAGGCGUUGAGACGAGUGGCACAUUCGGCCGUACAGAAAUAUUCAAUUAAUGUAAAACUAGUCUCUGUGGCCACCGAUUCAGUCGAUCGUACGGAUAAGUUUACCAAACAUUUCGACGACUAUAACGAGUCAAUUGAGAGAGACUUUUGCGAUGCACUCAUCAGUGCUAAGAAUGACGCCCUCAGAGACGGCAAAGAGUCGGCCCCUUAUCUCACGGACGCCAACCUCGCGAUGACUGUUAUGGACCUAUUCUUUGCCGGAACAGAUACAUCUCAGGGAACAUUUCAAUGGCUUUUACUAUUUGUUUGCUAUUAUCCGGAAAUGCAGCAGAAGUUGAGACAAGAGAUUGAGUCCCAAAUCGGAGACCGAAUGCCAACACAUGAGGACAGGAAUCGAUGCCAUUAUGUCAUGGCUUUCAUCGCUGAGACCCUGAGAGUUAGAAAUGUUGCGCCCACUGGACUUCCACACAAAGCCCUUGUUAAUACAAUACUUGAUAAAUACACAAUACCUAAAAAUAUGUCAGUUAUUGUAUACCACGGAAUCAUAUGCCAUAAUGACAAGGAUUGGCAAAAUACCAAUAAAUUCAAACCCGAGAGGUUUAUUGAUAGUGAGGGACAAUUCAUCACAACCCGUCCCAAAGCGUUCAUACCCUUCGGUGUGGGCCGUCGUGUCUGUCCGGGAGAGAAGUUGGCCAUCGCUGACCUAUGUAUGGCCUUUAAUGCUCGCAUUUCGCGCAAACCAUUCACUAGUAUUAUGAGUGACUUAUCAUCGCAUCGCUCGCCAAUUGUCACCGAAACUGAUUUCAUG